Molecule: messenger RNA, 1068 nt
Organism: Penicillium odoratum
Lineage: Eukaryota; Fungi; Ascomycota; Eurotiomycetes; Eurotiales; Aspergillaceae
Exons: 6
Coding region: 1-1068 (355 amino acids)
Source: RefSeq, a predicted model, not a curated record
AUGACCGACACCGCCGCCCCAAUCGAGCUUCCUGUCAUUGACAUCUCGAACCCGCAUGACCCCGCCGUGGGGAAGGCAAUGCUCGAUGCGGCUGCCAAGUAUGGGUUUUUGUAUGUGAACAGCAAAGGUACCGAUUUUACUGCUGAGGAUGUGGAUCGUGGAUUUGAAUUGUCCAAGAAGUUCUUUGCGUCUCCCGCGGCGGAGAAGGAGACCUGCCGGAUCACCCCGAACAACCGUGGAUGGUCAGGUAUGCACACAGAGACACUUGAUCCGGAGCAUCAGCGGACUGGAGACUUUAAGGAGGCUAUGAACUUUGGAGAUUUCAAAGACGGCAAGGCCCAACAGCCUCUCUCCGCAUCACUGGCACCACAUGAAGCCGAGAUCCACGAGUUCGCACAGCUCUGCGACAAGACCUGUAAACGGAUUCUCAAUCUUCUCUCGCUAGGCCUGGAGAUCCCGGAGGAUUUCUUCACAACUCGUCACGACCCCAGCGCUGGGCCAACAGGUAGCAUCCUCCGCUACCUGUACUACCCAUCAAUUUUCUCCCCGGCAACAGCAAGCUAUAAGCAUGACAAAGACGUGCGUGCCGGUGCCCACUCUGACUACGGUAGCAUCACGCUUCUUUUCCAGCGUCCUGGACAGCCCGGUCUGGAGAUCUUCACUCCGGAAGGAACUUGGGCACCCGUUCCCAUUAUUCCCGGUGAUAAUGCAGAUGCGUACCCAUUCCCCCCUAUUCUGGUCAAUAUCGGAGACCUCUUGAGUUACUGGACCGAUGGGCUGUUAAAGUCUACGGUACAUCGGGUCGUGUUCCCGUUGGCUGAGCAGCGUCGUCCGAAUCCGCAGGAUCGGUAUACUCUGGUUUACUUCUGCCACCCUGUUGAUACAACAGAGCUGGUUCCCGUUCCUAGUGAGGCCGUGAAGCAGCACCGGGCGAAGGCGGGUGAUGUUGGCGCUGUUGGCUUUGGGGGUGGUGCGGGCAGUUUGGAGCCAGGAAAGAGACCUUUGACUGCGCAGGAGCACUUGGAGUCAAGACUGGCGGCUACUUAUGGAUUUACAAAGGAUGAAUAA